AUGGAAUAUGCAGAAGAUGCAAGUGGUAAUAGAAUUUCGAAUGAUUCUGGUUUAGUUAAUGAAAAUGAUUCUUUUUCAAUUAGUAAAGCAGACUCUUUUUUAAUUAGCGAAACAGAUUCUGUUGAAACAACACAAACAAUACA
This is a messenger RNA of Racocetra persica, 143 nucleotides long. The record is from the annotation of a GenBank genome assembly. Lineage: Eukaryota; Fungi; Glomeromycota; Glomeromycetes; Diversisporales; Gigasporaceae.